Callorhinchus milii (elephant shark) is the source of this 940-nucleotide messenger RNA. RefSeq lists its product as uncharacterized. The coding region runs from base 110 to 637 and encodes 175 amino acids. The record is from RefSeq and is a predicted model, not a curated record. Gene Ontology annotation, cellular component: extracellular region. The transcript has 5 exons. Lineage: Eukaryota; Metazoa; Chordata; Chondrichthyes; Chimaeriformes; Callorhinchidae. Gene Ontology annotation, molecular function: calcium ion binding.
UAACGGGAGGUGGGGUGGUGGUGGGGGGGGAAGCUUGAGAGAAAUCAUUUAUUCGUAUUACCUGAUACACUCUUCAUUGGAGGACAUUUGCAAGUCUUCGGAUUCCAACAUGAGUUUUAUCUUCAAAUAUGGAACUACCUUAUUCCUCCUCCUUGGGUACUUGCAAGCAAAUUCCUUGUUUUUGCAGAAACCAUCUGCCAACAUGUUUCUCAAUCGGAUUCGGCGAGCCAGUGGUUUUGGGGAAGAGCUGACGAGAAGCGACAACCUGGAAAGAGAGUGCAUAGAAGAAUUGUGUGACAAAGAGGAAGCCUAUGAAAUAUUUGAAAAUGGGGAAAAAACUAACGAGUUCUGGAAGACCUAUGAAGGGAGGCGAUUUCACCCACCUGCCCCCUUCAGUCUCCCACCUCCAACAUUGGCCCCGAUCGACAAACGAACACAGGAAAGGUCGAUUCAGGAUAUGAUUAGUAUGGGAAGGCAAAUCAUUGAAAAGAAAAAGGAAAUGAUUCAACUUAAACAGAGGAUAAUUGAACUGAAAGAGAGCUCCACUGAGCUGAAAAACAACUUGCUCCAUGAAAUACGAGAAAAUAUCUUGCAAAAUACUUGCUGCCUCUCAACUAUUUACCAGCUGCUGAAUUAAAAUGGAAAUCAUUCAUGGAUGUUCUGAUUUUUCAACAUGGUAGCAAAUGCUCUUUUAAAUUUUUUUUCCCCCCAGAUCCAAUCAAUUUCUCUUCCCAGUAGUCCUUUCGCCUCCUGAGUCAGAAGGUUAUGGGUUCGAGGCUCUUAAAUUGUGACUUUGAGCUCACAGUCUAAACUGUCAAACCAAAGUCCUGUCUACUUGUUCAGGCAGACGUUAAAAGAUCCCAUGGCAUGACUCGAAAACUGGUAGAAAACCUUUUGCGCGAAAGAAAAGUUGCAAAAAUAAAUCACACGUUUUCAUUCA